Molecule: messenger RNA, 2964 nt
Organism: Prunus armeniaca (apricot)
Lineage: Eukaryota; Viridiplantae; Streptophyta; Magnoliopsida; Rosales; Rosaceae
Source: the annotation of a GenBank genome assembly
AUGGGAUGGGGAAACAUCUACAAAAGACGGAUGAAAGUUUGCACAGUUGCAUUAAUGAUAUACCUUGAUUACAAGGCUUUGCAGCAACGGGAGAAAUGGAUUAGCAAAACUAAAGGAGCUACUUUAUGGGAAAGUGCUCAUGAGCGCAAUGCUAAACGUGUUCUCAGUUUGAUAAUAGAGUUGGAAGGUUUGUGGGUGAAACUUGGGCAGUAUCUAUCUACAAGAGCAGAUGUACUUCCUGAGGCAUAUAUUAGCCUUCUCAAACAAUUACAGGACUCUCUUCCUCCUCGUCCUUUGGAAGAGGUUUGUCGAACCAUACAGAAAGAGUUCGGAAAAUCAAUGGAUGAGUUGUUCUUAGAUUUUGUGAAAGUUCCUUUGGCAACAGCAUCAAUAGCACAAGUCCAUCGUGCUACCCUGCUUAAUGGGCAGGAAGUAGUUGUUAAAGUUCAACAUGAGGGCAUCAAGACAAUUAUUUUGGAGGACUUGAAGAAUGCUAAGUCAAUUGUUGACUGGAUAGCAUGGGCAGAGCCUCAAUUCAAUUUUAAUCCUAUGAUAGAUGAAUGGUGCAAAGAAUCUCCCAAAGAACUUGACUUCAAUCAUGAAGCUGAGAAUACCAGAACAGUGUCUAAAAAUCUUGGCUGCAAAACCAAAUGUGACGAUAACACACGUGCUGAUCAAGUAGAUGUUUUGAUUCCAGAGGUUAUUCAGUCAACAGAGAAAGUCAUCAUUUCAGAGUUUAUGGAUGGCAUUCGUUUAAAUGACAUAGAAUCACUGGAAGCAUUUGGUGUUGACAAACAAAAGGUUAUUGAAGAAAUCACACGUGCAUAUGCCCACCAAAUCUAUAUUGAUGGAUUUUUUAAUGGAGACCUCAUCCUGGUAUCCCUCUUCCCCUCCGCUGUUUUGUUUCAAUUCGUUAGUCAACAAGUUUCCAAAAUAUUAUGUUCUACUUGGUUUAUUGCUCUGAGUCCCUUUUGCAGGAAACUUUCUUGUGAGCAAGGAACCUCCACAUCUUCCUGUUUGCUUGACUUUGGGCUAACAAAGAAAUUGUCAAGCUCUUUUAAAAAAGCGCUAGCAAAGAUGUUCUUGGCAUCUGCUGAGGGGGACCACGUUGCUCUAUUGUCUGCUUUUGCAGAAAUGGGUCUUAAAUUGCGCCUGGAUAUACCAGAGCAAGCAAUGGAGAUAACAAGUGUAUUCUUCCGUAGUACAACACCAGCCAACGAGUCUCAUGAAACAAUGAAAUCUUUGGCCGAUCAAAGAACAAAAAACAUGAAGGUUAUACAGGAUAAGAUGCAACUUAACAAAAAGGAGGUUAAACGCUUUAAUCCUGUUGAUGCAUUUCCAGGUGAUAUUGUAAUUUUUGCACGAGUCCUCAAUCUUCUCAGAGGGCUUUCUUCCACAAUGAAUGUCCGCAUUGUAUAUCAAGAUAUCAUGAGACCAUUUGCCGAAUCCGUUUUACAAGGAAACAUUAAUAGGGGACCAAUGGUAAAUGAUCAGUGGGUCUAUGAUACACCUGCCCACUCUGAUGUGGAGGCCAAGCUGAGGCAACUCCUAGUUGAGAUGGGGAAUAACAAUAAAAUACUUGGAGUUCAGGUAUGUGCCUACAAAGAUGGUAAAGUUAUUAUUGACACUGCUGCUGGAGUGCUUGGUAGAUAUGAUCCUCGUCCAGUUCAGCUUGACAGCCUUUUCCCGGUUUUUUCUGUAACAAAGGGUAUAACAGCUGGAAUGCUACAUUGGCUGGCUGACACUGGAAAAUUGAAGCUGGAGGAAAAUGUAGCAAAUAUAUGGCCAGAAUUUGGAUCAAAUAGAAAAGAUCACAUAAAGGUCCAUCAUGUGCUUAACCAUACAUCCGGACUGCACAAUGCGUCGGCAGACAUUGGCAGAGAAAACCCUUUGCUUAUGGCUGACUGGGAGGAGUGUUUAAACCGCAUUGCCAUGUCAGAACCUGAGACUGAACCUGGCCGGGAGCAGUUCUAUCACUAUCUUAGUUAUGGUUGGAUAUGUGGUGGAAUCAUUGAGCAUGCAUCAGGGAGGAAAUUCAAAGAGAUUCUUGAAGAAGCAUUCAUUCACCCCCUCCAAAUUGAAGGCGAGAUGUAUAUUGGAAUCCCUCCAGGUGUGGAAUCUCGACUUGCUACCCUUACACCAGAUACAGAGGAUUUGAAGAAGCUUUCGGGACUUAGCAGUCGAACGGACCUGCCAUCCUCUUUCCAGCCAGACAACAUUAUACAACUUGCUUCUGUAUUGCCUGCUGUAUUUAACAUGCUAAACAUUCGUCGUGCCAUAAUACCUGCAGCUAAUGGACAUUGCUCAGCUCGAGCUCUUGCACGUUAUUAUGCAGCCUUAGUUGAUGGUGGUUUUGUUCCACCGCCUCAUUCCUCUUCCUCUAAGCCAGCUCUUGGUAGCAACCCUCACAUUCCCAAGUAUCCUGUUAAGAGCUCACCCAAAAAGCAAAAAGGUGGCAGAACCAAGAAGGUAGCUGCUGCUUUCAGGUGCAGAACAAAUAAAUAUGAGCAGACACCACAAGACCCGGACCAGGAUAUCGUUAGUCACAGUAGAAACACGAGCAACGAUAGCGACACCGGUUUGACUGAGGUCAUUGUGAGUCCCAAAAAAGACAAUGAUGGUAAGAUCUUUAGCAACCCCAGAAUUCAUGAUGCUUUCUUGGGUGUGGGGGAAUAUGCAAAUUUGGUUAAGCCAGAUGGGAACUUUGGACUUGGGUUUAAGAGGUAUCGUUCGAAGGACGGGUCCCUUAGUGGAUUUGGACACUCGGGAAUGGGUGGAUCCACGGGUUUUGUUGAUAUAGAAAACAGGUUUGCCAUUGCUGUGACUGUGAAUAAAAUGACAUUUGGAGCUGCGACUGGAAGGAUAAUUCAGUUUGUUUGUUCAGAGUUAAAUAUCCCAGUGCCAGAGGAUUAUUCAAAAUUCGCAGAAAGCGGAUCUGAGGUGGGAAAACCUUUGAUCAAUUGA